Molecule: messenger RNA, 531 nt
Organism: Penaeus chinensis
Lineage: Eukaryota; Metazoa; Arthropoda; Malacostraca; Decapoda; Penaeidae
Exons: 3
Coding region: 1-531 (176 amino acids)
Source: RefSeq, a predicted model, not a curated record
AUGACCCUUCCUCAGGAAACCGAGCCACAUGCCCAUAGAGGGGUAAAAGAAAGAAUAAGUGGCAAGGAGACUACCUGGGAGAUACUGAGUGAGAAGAUGAGAAGUGUGGGUAAAGUAGUGCUCGGAGAAACAUCAGGAAAGGCACCAAAGGUGGGUAAAGACACAUGGUGGUGGAAUGAGGAAGUGCAACAGGCAAUAGCAGAAAAGAGAAACAGUAAAAGGACGAGGGAUCAAUCGCAGUCCGAUGAGGCAGCACAGCAAUACAAGGCAGCAGCAGGGCGAAAACGGAAGUGGCGAAAGCAAAAAGUGAGGCACAUAAAGAUCUUUAUAAGAAGAGGAAAGAUGCACAACACCAGCAGCACAUCCCGGGAAAGUCUCGGAAGUCAGCAAGGAGGAGUAAAAAGAGCGAUAAAAAGGAUGAAGACAGGGAAGGCUGUAGGUCCUAAUGGGAUACCUAUGGAGACCUGGAAGUCUUUUGGAGAAGGCGUAGAGUGGUUGACAAAGAUUCUCAAUACAGUGCCUGACGAUUAG